Mercurialis annua (annual mercury) is the source of this 1586-nucleotide messenger RNA. RefSeq names its product CBS domain-containing protein CBSX5-like. The transcript is spliced from 2 exons. The record is from RefSeq and is a predicted model, not a curated record. The coding region runs from base 154 to 1374 and encodes 406 amino acids. Lineage: Eukaryota; Viridiplantae; Streptophyta; Magnoliopsida; Malpighiales; Euphorbiaceae.
CAAACUGCAUCAUCACUCACUACUACGUUUCCAUAUCUAUCUAUAUAUACCCCCUUCUCCAUAACAUCCACCACCACAACCACCGCCACCGCCACCUCCGCCGCCGUAUCUAUUCAGCCUCCAAAAAUCUCCCUAUUUUAUCUCUGUUCUUGCAUGGCAGUGAGCUUAUUAGCUAAUGAGGUAUCCGACCUCUGUCUAGGCAAGCCAGCACUGAGGUCACUUCCAGUUACUGCCACUGUCUCUGAAGCUUUGUCAGCACUCAAAAACUCUGAUGAUAAUUUCUUAAGUGUGUGGAAUUGUGAUCAUUUAAGUAAAACAAAAUCUGGGCUUGACUGUGAUCAUCAUGAAGGUGAUGAUUAUGAGUGUAGAUGUGUAGGAAAAGUUAGUAUUGUUGAUGUGAUUUGCUAUCUUUGUGAAGAUAAAAACUUGGUGUCACCUUCUGUUGCUUUGAAACAGUCUGUUUCUGUUCUUUUGCCUAAGAUUCCUGGCCUUGUUGUGCAUGUGGAUCCUUCUUCAAGCUUAUUGGAAGCAAUUGAUUUGAUUCUUGAAGGAGCUCAAAAUCUUGUGGUACCAAUCAAGACAAGGCUAAGUUCUUCAAUUUCAAGAAGAAAACAGCAGCAGAAGCUCUCAACCGGCCUUGCGACCUUUCACAAAGGCCGCGAGUUCUGCUGGCUAACUCAAGAAGAUAUAGUCCGAUUCCUCUUGAGCUCAAUCGGACUUUUCUCUCCGAUCCCCGCUCUUUCCAUCGACACUCUUGGCAUCAUCAACGACGAAAUCGUCACAAUAGACUACAAUUCCCCUGCCUCCUCCACACUCAGAGCCAUUUCGCGGGCUCUAGCCACGCAAACAUCCGUGGCGGUGGUGGACGGAGACGAGGGCACCUUGAUCGGGGAGUUAUCACCAUUCACAUUAGGCUGCUGCGACGAGACUGUGGCAGCAGCCAUCGCGACGCUUUCCUCGGGGGACUUAAUGGCCUACGUCGACUGUGGAGGCCCCCCCGAGGAUCUUAUUAGGGUCGUGAUGGCACGGUUGAAGCAUAGAGGUCUAGAAUCUAUGCUUCACGAAUUCACUAACUCAACUACAUCAAUAUCCACAUUUUCAACAUCCUCCUCCUCAUCCGACGAGGAAUCCGUAACUACAGUGCAUAGGUCGGGGAAGUAUAGUAGGUCGAUGAGUUACUCGGCUAGAAUGGUGAGAAGAGCAGAAGCAAUAGUGUGUCAUCCCAAGAGUUCACUAGUAGCAGUAAUGAUUCAAGCAAUAGCACAUAGAGUGAAUUAUGUGUGGGUUAUAGAAGAUGAUUGUAGUUUGGUUGGAAUUGUGACAUUUUGUAAUAUUUUGAAAGUUUUCAGGGAACAUUUAGAGGUUAUGCUCUAAACAAUCUUAGGCUGAGUGAGUGAAGUUUUGUUCAUUUUGUAAUAUUUUAACUUUUUUUUUUUUGUGUUUUGUUUUGUUGUUAAUCAACUUUUAGUGAGGGAGUUGGUGUUGUGUUGUAUGAUUUCUUGUUUGUUUUGUGCCUUUUUGCACUUUUUCUAUUUUAUUUUCAAAUGUAAAAUGAUGAAAAGAGAGUGAGUUUCCAUACUUCAGUA